UAUUAAAAAAAUCUACAGAACUUUCUCGCCCAUUAAAGAUAGUGCAUGUUGAGACCGCAGGGUUGAUUGAGGGCGUAAGAUAGUUCAGGAUGCGACCGCAGUGUUAAGAGCUGCAUUGUUUAAUGUUAUAUUCAUUAGUGAUACAGGAAAUACAGAUGAACUGGAUGAUCCUGUUGUUUUAAGUAUAUCCGGUUGUGUUAGCGAUGUAAUCAGUUGUGGUUGAUACCAUGAUGAUCUCAACUUGCUGACUUUCCCUUACAGACAAAACAUCAAGCAGAAGAGUUUGAGAGUGAACGCUAAACUCACCCCAGCAUGGUAUUUGCCUCUAUUCACUUCCUGUAGCCUUAACUCACUCUCACGGACCUAGCUGUAGGCUGAUGUUACCUCAGCGUACCAUAGAUAUUCUAUCUCAGAUUAUAGACGUUUUUGACAUUAUUUAGACUUUUGUAAUUACAACAUCCUAGCUGGACUAACUCAAUUUGCAUCUCAGAGACCAUUAUGUACACUUUAAAGGUUUAAACAAUAUUUAUAUACAUACAAUACCCUAGUUGGACUAACUCAAUUUUUAUUCAUUCAAAGCUAACAAGCUUGAAUCUUAGUUCUGAAAUUUAAACUACUGAAAAUGUUUUGACAGUUGAAGCAAAGGGAAGUGUUAAGAAUUCACUUCAGUGAUCACACUAACUACUACAUUAUUGCAUUGAAAGUUUAUGUUAUUGAAAUUACAAUUAUGACCUAUUCAUAAACAUAAUUACAUCCAAAACAGACCUUGUGAAUUGCCAAGUUAUAAACUUAUACAAUAAUCUAAAACAGUGGUUAUUAUCAUUCCUCUAUUUUGCUGCUAGAUAUAUAGUCUCUUAUAUCUCUUCUCUGUGCAUGGGAAAUACAAGGAUUUUAUAUUCAUUUUAAUCUUCUGAAAGCAUCUUGUUCAACCUACAAUCAUGUCAAAUUUAAUGAAUUUCGAUGAUGAAGGAGAUUCACUGUUUAAACCUGAAGAACACCGUCCAGCUAAGUCAUUUGAGGACAUCUUCGGAAAGUCUGAAGCUGGUGUUAGCUCUCUUGAUGAUGUUCUAACACCUAAAGUUGAUGAUGAUAUCUUUAAACCUUUGGAGGCUGAGAGUUCUAGUAAGUCUUCAAAAAAGGAGGAAACUAGCCAACAGUUCAUUGACAGUUUGUUUGGGAAUGAUGCUGAUGAUGAACCAGAUUUUUUGUUUACAAAUGAGCCUGCUGAACCGAUCACUGAUGCAAGGAAUGAAUCCAGUACUGAUGAUAUAUUUGAUUCUUGGUUUAAUACACCAGCUACUGUUGAGGACAAAGGGAAACACAAAACUCCAUUGAAUGAUUUAGAUGAUCUGCUUAGACUUCAACCAGAUACAAGAACAGAAUCAAACUCUGAGGAUGACCUGCUGGGAUUCGGAACUAAUGUGGCCGUUGCUAACAAUGAUACUACAACUAAGCAAAACAACUUUGACCCUCGAAAAAGAGAGGAAGGGUCACAUGACCUUUUGUCUGCUGAUGAAUCCCCUGACAGCCUGGACCUGCUGCUGGAAGCCCAGCCUCUGGGAACCGUGCCUUCCUGUGAUGACCUCCUAUCAAUCAUUGAGCCAGACACUAACACAGCAGCUAACUCUAACAUUCCCAUUAUGCAUGUAGAAAAAGUUAAAAAGGAGAAGGUGCCGGAUCCGGAGAAAGAGGUUUACAAGUUCUUUGAUGACUCAGAUGAGGAGGAAGACCACCAGGUUGACUCUGGCCUAGCGCAAGAACAGACUAGAUCUGACAGCCCUGUAAACACUGAAUCAGAACCUGAAGAGGACCAAGACACUCCAGUUUUGGAGAAAGAGAUUUCUGACACUGCUGUUGAGCAAGAAGCAGAUACAGCUGAAGACAGUGGACUUGUACCAGAAGAAGUGAAAAAGGAGCUUGAAGAGGAAAACCUGGGUGAGAGAGAAGAGGAACCAAGUGAAGCGGAUCAACAGGAAGAGGUUGUAAGAGGCAAAGGGAAGGAAGAACCAACACCAGCAAGAAGAACUAAUCUAAAAAAGAGCAGCAUGGAACGGAGUUUCGAAGAUCUGCUGACGGGACUCAGUGAUGAGUCGGAACCAGAACUUGAUGACAUGCUUGUCGGAGAUAUGAUGGAAAGUUCCAACCUCGAGUCCAUAUUGGCAAGUCCCAAAUCCAGUGUGACAGAUGGCUUCAGUUCACCUUUAAAACCCUCCAGCUUGGACAUUAGCAUGGAUGUGGUCAGUAGCACUCCAAAUGCAGGGGUCAAGGCCAAGGUCACACACACCCCUGUCAAGGUCACACCUCCAGAGGUCAGAAUUGAUACACCAGAGGAAGAGGAGGAAGAUAUUGAGUUUGUAGAUGGUGUUGAGAAUGGGGAUGAGGGUGAUGUUGUGAUGAGGCAUGGGUCACAGGGCAGGAAACCACUCACUGAUGAGGAGGACUUUGACCUCCCUGAUGUCCAGGACACCAACCACCUGGACAUUGAUGUUAGUAAGCACAAGUCUGCCCUGGGCAAGCAGGGCUCCAUGGGGUUGCGGAGGAAAAUGUCGCGCAAGUCUCGUAAGUCCCUGCUGUCCAGCGGGGAGGAUGCCAUCUUCCAGGACUCAACAGAGCCCAAGCCCGAACCCCUGCAAAACGGGGACGCUGACACCCUUGAUGGGGAGGCAAGGAGCCCGGACAUGUCACCCCCAUCCAAGAAACCCAGUCCUGCUAUGAUGGUGCCUCUCCCGGGCAUGUCUGGCAGUAGGCCCCCCUCACAGAGGCUGUCCUCAUCAGCAGCUGAGGGUGAAGAUAAGGAGCCCAAGGCAGUAAAGCGGUUGUCACGGCCUCCACCGGGCGCCUUUGUUCUCCCGAAACCACAGAUACCACUCAAGUCACCAACCAAACCCUCUACCAGGCCACCAGCAGAAGAUGUCACCACACCAUAUGAGAAACCAGCUCUAAGGUCUGUAAAGCCCCUGGAGAGAGGUGGAGAGAGGUCUUCCUCACCUGAACCCAUGGAGACAGGAACAUUUGCAAGUCCAGCAUUGAGGAGCACUGGCUUGCUGGAGAGGGAGAAGAGGGAAAGGUCGGAGAGCAGUGAGCGUGAUAUCACCUACUCAGCCCCACCCCUCAGGAGUCGGCCGAAACUGGAGAAGGAUGAGGACAAGGAAAUCAGUACUGGUAUAUUUGCUAAACCAGCUUUAAGGAGUACUCCCAAGCCUAAGCCAGGCGCUAAGCCACAGCAUAGAGAGACUCCUGAGUUCAGCAAGCCACUGAGAAGUGCAGCAAAGCCCGACACUCACCCAAAACCCGAAACAAAAAAGCACACAUUUGAAACGCCAGCAUUGAAGAGCACAGGACGUAAAAUUACUCCCCCUAUGAAUGAAAUCAAUAGUGAUGAUUUGAACAAUAGCGCCAAUAGUGGUGAUCAUGUUUUUGAAAAACCUGCUCUACGGCAGAUUGAUAAGCCAACAAGAAGUGACUCUAUAGGGGAAAGCAUGUCCCCACCCCCAAGCCAUACAUUUGAAAAACCUGUGUUAAAGCCUUCAAGCACCCCUACCGUGUCAAACACAAGGAAUGAGCAGUUUACCCCGGGAACAUUUGCAAAGCCCAGCUUAAAGAAAACCAGCACAUCGCCUGAGAAAGAAGUGAAAAGCUCAAGUGAGGCUAAAGGGAUAUUUGACCGCCCUGCCCUACGGAAGGCUGGUUCUGUGAACAAAGAAGAGAGAGAGAAAACCCCUGAUAAGCCAAGCUGGCUGCAGCAGGCUGCUGACAAACAGACUAAAGCCCUGGACGUCAUCCAGUCUAAAGAAAAUCAUCCUUCAACAGAGAAACAAGUCCCAUCAUGGCUGGAAAGUUCACAACUUAAGAAAACCAGAGGGACACCCCUUCAGGACUCUAGUAACAACCAGUCUAGUGAGAUCACAGAGGAGGAUUCUGGGAAACCCCCAUCUUCUGCCAGACGCAGAAACCAGUCUAGCAGCUCAGAGAAUGAGCCAGAGAAAUCCAGAUCAGGUUCUGUAACAAAGACUGGCCAAGACAACUACUCACCCAGCUGGAUGAGACAGGGGAGAUCACCCUCAGUGCCAAGUACAGGAGUUAUGUCCCCUCCAACAAACCUGCCGUCUGCUAACAGUGAGGUCCCCUCGUGGAAAAGGGAGUUGGCUCAGAGACGUGCCAGUAGGAAGGACAAACUUCCGGAGGAAUCGCCUAUGAAGACUGAAGUAAAGGCCGAACCAGAAUGGAAGAAGGGCAUUGUUCUGCGCAAGACUCGCCAGGCUGGGGCACCAACUAAAGAGCCCCAGACUGUUGAACCGGAGUGGAAAAAAGCUGCAGAGGAGAAAAAGGCUCGUCUGCGAAGUAAGUCCUUGCAGUACACCCACCUGUCCUUCAAGUAACACAUUGUCCCCACCUUUGUAGUGUUUUCACCACUUACAGGGUAAACUAAUGUUUAUCCAUUAUAUGCCCCUUCUGCAAUUCUUUUUUUACCCUUAUAAGGGUUACAUUUGACUGUAGGAUUUUAUAUUGAUACAGGGUUCAUUCUGUAGCCAUCCUUAUUUCUAUUACAAACACCUAGUUAUUGUCAAGUAGCAUCAGAACAUCAGGAAUAAUGUUGAGGUCGUUAUUGCAUUUCUUCGAAAUUCAUUUAGUUUAAAAUGUUUUUGGUCAAGAUGGAACAUGAUGUACUAUUUUCAGUAGAAUUUAUUAAUAUGUUGCCUCUCGUUGUAUCAUGAGCUUUUGCGUUUGCUCCAUGGCACUCUUGUUACAAUUACAUUACUUCAUCAAACUUGUAAAGUUUGAAAGUCAGGAACUACGUAAGUCAGUUUUUAAUUUUAUUAGCACCAGUCAGCUUUGUAAAACAAAAUGCUGUUAUUGGCAGUAAAGAUUUUGUAUCAAUUUAAGCUAACCACUUGAAAAUCACAGACAAAAAAGGAAACAGUUGUGAAGCAAUUAAAUGACAGAUAAUAAACUCGUGUGUAAAAUCUAUCUACAUUAAGAAAAAGGUGAUGUUAUACAUUACAUCCUACCCUAAAUCAUUUCACAAUAUAUUGUAAUAACACUUCUUCUGUUGCAGCUGGUUAUGUUUAAAUGUAAGAAUAAUUGUUGUUUUAGUUGCCACUUUAUAUUAACCAUAAUCAGCAUAGAUAGCUUGUUUUAUUUUGUUAACUCUAACUUGUGCUGUUUUUAUAGUGCAUGAAUACUUGUUUGUUAAGUAAGUUCACUUGUUCUUGAUUGCAUAUGGAGAUUUUUAUAUGCUUUUUUAUUUAGAGAGUAAAACAGAACAGAACAUUUACUUUUAACUUGAACUUAACUUGAACAUAUACAGUUUAUCGUUGUUACAAUCACUUCAAAAUGUUCAUGUUGAUAAACAUUUAAAGUACCGUCAUACAUAAAGACUUUCCGACUGAUAUUGUGUAUAAUUAAAACAAUAUCUAAGUGUUAUUAUUAUGCCCCCUUUUGAAAAAAGUGGGGUAUAUUGUUUUGCACAUGUCGGUCGGUCGGUCGGUCGGUCGGUCUGUCUGUCUGUCGGUCGGUCGGUCGGUCGGUAGGAAUACCAAAUGGUUUCCGAUCAAUAACUUGAGAACGCUUUGACCGAGGGACCUCAUACUUGGUAUGUGUAUUGGUCAUCACCAGCAGAUGAACCCUAUUGAUUUUGAGGUCAGUGGGUCAAAGGUCAAGGUCAGUGUGACCUUUACAUGAAAAACGGUUUCCGAUCAAUAACUUGAGAACGCUUUGACCCAGGAACCUCAUACUUGGUAGGUGUAUUGGUCAUGACCAGCAGAUGAACCCUAUUGAUUUUGAGGUCAGUGGGUCAAAGGUCAAGGUCAGUGUGACCUUAACAUGAAAAACGGUUUCCGAUCAAUAACUUGAGAACGCUUUGACCCAGGGACCUCAUACUAGGUAGGCUUAUUGGUCAUGACCAGCAGAUGAACCCUAUUGAUUUUGAGGUCAGUGGGUCAAAGGUCAAGGUCAGUGUGACCUUUACAUGAAAAACGGUUUCCGAUCAAUAACUUGAGAACGCUUUGACCCAGGAACCUCAUACUUGGUAGGUGUAUUGGUCAUGACCAGCAGAUGAACCCUAUUGAUUUUGAGGUCAAAGGUCAAGGUCAGUGUGACCUUAACAUGAAAAACGGUUUCCGAUCAAUAACUUGAGAACGCUUUGACCCAGGGACCUCAUACUAGGUAGGCUUAUUGGUCAUGACCAGCAGAUGAACCCUAUUGAUUUUGAGGUCAGUGGGUCAAAGGUCAAGGUCAGUGUGACCUUUACAUGAAAAACGGUUUCCGAUCAAUAACUUGAGAACGCUUUGACCCAGGGACCUCAUACUUGGUAGGUGUAUUGGUCAUGACCAGCAGAUGAACCCUAUUGAUUUUGAGGUCAGUGGGUCAAAGGUCAAGGUCAGUGUGACCUUUACAUGAAAAACAGUUUCCGAUCAAUAACUUGAGAACGCUUUGACCCAGGGACCUCAUACUAGGUAGGCUUAUUGGUCAUGACCAGCAGAUGAACCCUAUUGAUUUUGAGGUCAGUGGGUCAAAGGUCAAGGUCAGUGUGACUGUAAGCUGAAAAAAGGUUUUCUGAUUGUCCAUAUUUUUUUAAUGCAUGCACAGAUGAUUGGGAUUGAUGUAUAAAUGUUUGUAUAGAAAUGAUUUUCUUUUAUGUUACUAUUUUAGUUGGGCAUUUAUUUGCCUUCUUAAGUUAUCAUAAGUAGAUGACCUGCCUCAUAUGCAUCCAAUGACAAAUCAGCUGUCAUUUCAGUCCAUGCAUAUUUCAUUCAAUUGUCCAAAUAUUUCUGGCAACUUGGCGCUCAGGGGGCAUAAUGUUUGACAAACAUCUCUUGUUUACAAUUACAAGUGAACAUACAAGUAUAACUAUUUAUAUAAAUCAAGCUCCUUUUUCAGUUGUUUCAUUUAAGUCCAUAUUUUGCUUAUAAUAAAUUUUCGUAUUUAUAUAUAUCAUGAUUUUGAAUUCUCAGUAUGUUCAAGUGAAUCUCGCAUUUAAUGCUAUUUUUAAAAAUUUAAAUAUGUUCAUUCAAUAAUGUUUAUAAGUAUAUAGUUAUGUCCAUAUAAAGUCCAUAUUGUAUGUUUAAUUUGGUCAAUAUGAAAGGUAUACCAUCACGGCACUUUUUGUUAUGUCUGUAUACGUAAAACUUACUUGAUUGCUGUAUAGUUUAUGAGAGAGGUAAACCUUGAACAGAGUCUUGAUUUUAUGGUGUAUUAUUUUUGCGCCUUUUCAAAUAUGUAAUUGACCUAUAUAUCUAUAUAUAUAUUUGCAGAUUCUGAAGCCUAGUUCUAGUGUAAGACCAUGUUAUCUCCCUGUGUAGUGUGUAGCCAAUAGAAUAGCACCAUGUAUGAUCAGCACCAUAUUAUAUCAUUACCCCACUUUCUCAUUGGCUUAUUUCAAAAGAGGUGUCAGCCAAUCAUUAUCUCUGUUCAGAAAGUGUUUUUGGAUGAUUGCUUUGCUUUUGCCUUGGUAUUGGAGGCCAUACAAGAUACAGAUGGACAUUUGCAUGACUUUCAUGAUUUUUUUCUCUUGAAAAUUUAAAAUUAUGUUGUAUGAAAAAAAAAUUACUCCACCAAAUAUACCCUAACCUAGUGUACCAAUGGAAUGUUUGUGAAUGUAAAAGCAUGACCUAUCAUAAUUUAUACCGGUACAUUAAUGAACAAACAUGAAUGUUGAUAUACCAGUAGGUCAUUACAAGUUUUUGUGUGACAGGUGCUAGUCUGUAGUCUGUGUUCGUUCAUGUGAUAGAGGAUUUAGUUUUGCACAUUCUGUUGAAUACAUUUAGUUUAUCUUUUUAAUUUCUUAUAUUCAGACAUCAACAAGUUAUGUUGCAUUACAGAUCCAAGUGUCUUUUUUUGUUUAUAUUUUUUUAUAUUACAUUCCAUGGACUGAAAAACAUUCGCAUGUAUGUUUUAAAAUUAAGUUUUUUGCUGAUUUAUUUUAAAGAAUGAAUUGUUAUGUAUCAAAACCUCAUUAUAUUUGCAAUAUACAGUUGAAAAAAAAUGUCUUGCAGUAUUCAUUGAAAACGAGAAAUGUCAGUGAUAAUUAGUAUUCUAAUGCUACUCGCUAUUUUUUUCUGAGAGAGAAAAUGCUUUGACCACAAAUGCAAAUGCUUCGCUAGUUAUUCAUAAUUAUUGUGUGAGUAUUUAUUUGUAUGUGCUCAUGUUUGUUAAACAGAUGUUUAUUUUUGAAAUUGCUAUUUUUAAGAGUUGUAAGCUCAAUCAGAUUCUAGUGUGUUAUUCCAAAUAUGUUAUGUAAAAAUCCAACACAAACAUGAUAUAUGUAUUUGUUUUUGUUUUUUAUUCUUUUUUGCCUGAUAUUCAUGUAUGUUAUAAUCAUGGAAAAUAAAUUCAAACUUUGAGAAUUAUUCCCUAACAACAUUCCAUAUAUAUUGCGUUGCUUUUUGCAAUACCAAGAAUUAGUUCAAUGGUAACUAUAUACAGUGGAUUUCAAUUUUGACUAGCCAUCUCAAAUGCAUUUAUGUUGUAAAGGCAUGACUACUGAUGCAUUCUUAUUACAGACAAUUGUGGGGCAUGAUUAAUGUUAUUGUUAUAUGUGUGUAUUCCUAUAUUGUGUUUGCAGUGUACAUUCCAUAGAAGAUUUAUGACUUUAUUAUACAUAUAUGUGAAAAUGUUGAUUGUAGAAUAUCAAUAUUAUAUAUUGUUCAAACAUUGUUAAUUUAUUAUUGAAAUGAAUAAAUAUUUUAUUAUGAUA
Molecule: messenger RNA, 8695 nt
Organism: Mya arenaria
Lineage: Eukaryota; Metazoa; Mollusca; Bivalvia; Myida; Myidae
Product: nucleolar protein dao-5-like
Exons: 16
Coding region: 939-4379 (1146 amino acids)
Source: RefSeq, a predicted model, not a curated record